UUACAAUUUAAAAAACUCAAACAAAACAACAGCGAUUCGUCCAGUGCUACCGGCGAGGGCGACGUGAGGUGGGAGAAGAAGCCCGGCGAUCAGGUGAAAGAGGACGACGUGCUCUGCAAGAUCGAGACAGACAAGACUUCGGUUCCCGUAUCGUCGCCCGGGUCCGAUGUCGUAAAGGAGCUCUUCGUUAAGGACGGCGACACGGUGAAGCCGGGACAGAAGCUGUGCAGCAUCGACAUCGGCGCGACCGGCAUGGACGCGCCAGGCGCCACGAAGGUGCCGGUCGAGCGGGCGGAGGUGAAACCGGCGCCGGCACUGUACGCCCAUUGGAUAUCGCUCGAAAUUGAUAUGAGUCGCAUUAUGGAAUUCCGAAAGACGCACCAGGACUCGUUCAUGAAAAAGUACGGCGUCAAACUUGGGUUCAUGAGCCAUUUUGUCGUGGCCAGUGCCUACGCUUUGAAAGACCAGCCCGUGGUGAACGCCAUGAUAGACGGCACCAACAUCGUCUACAGAAAUUAUGUAAACAUUAACGUGGCGGUCGCGACGCCGAAGGGGCUCGUCUUGCCGGUUCUUGGCAGGGUGCAGAACAAAAACUUAGCCGAGAUCGAGAUCGCGCUGGCCGCCAUGGGCGAGAAGGCCAGGAAAGGGAAGAUCACCAUCAAGGACAUGAACCGCGGCACCUUCUCGAUAAGCAACGGCGGCGUUUUCGGCUCGUUCCAGAGCACCCCCCUCAUCAACCCGCCGCAGAGCGCGAUUCUCGGCAUGCACGGCGUCUUCGACAGACCGAUCGCCGUUAAGGGAGAGGUUGUUAUUCGGCCAAUGAUGUACGUGGCUCUUACGUACGAUCUUCGGCUGAACAACGGACGCGAGGCUGUCAUGUUCCUGAGAAAGAUCAAAGACGCCGUGGAGGAUCCUCGAGUUAUCUUGGCUGGCCUUGGCACGCCUGAAUGUCAGAAUAGCAUUCUAUCAUACAGAGGGCUAUAAAUAUAACACAAAAUGUACAAUAUGAUAAUAUUUGCGAUAACGUGAUAACAUUCUUAAUUGUUCCCCUGUACUGUUAUUUCCAUUUGCAGCAGCUAACUCGCACAAUCGGUGAGAAGAAUCGUCGUUGAGAUUGUCGGGAUCUCUCGUAUUAAUGCGGUUUCACGUGAACACAUUAUCAAGUUGCCAUUACUCGCAAUGUCCCUGAGUCGAGAUUACUGUGGGCAACACGAUAUUCACAUCGCACCUAA
This is a messenger RNA of Vollenhovia emeryi, 1232 nucleotides long. RefSeq names its product dihydrolipoyllysine-residue succinyltransferase component of 2-oxoglutarate dehydrogenase complex, mitochondrial-like. NCBI's taxonomy places the organism in Eukaryota, Metazoa, Arthropoda, Insecta, Hymenoptera, Formicidae. The record is from RefSeq and is a predicted model, not a curated record. Gene Ontology annotation, molecular function: acyltransferase activity.